AUGCGUGCGCAGUCCUUCAUCACAACGCUGCUGGCAGCUGUAGCCUCCGUUGUAGCAGCCGCGCCUAGUACCCUUCACGCCCGAAGCGUCGCUUUUGACUGGGAUACCGAGAAAGUGCGAGGCGUCAACAUUGGCGGUUGGCUCGUCGUGGAGCCAUUCAUCACACCAUCCAUCUUCGAGAAGUACGACUCAGAAGAAUGGCCAGUCUUUGACGAAUGGACGCUUUGCGAGCGACUUGGCUACGAUGCUUGUGCCGAUGUGCUGAAGCAACAUUGGGAUAACUUCGUCUCAUUGGACGACUUUUGGAAGAUCAAGAAUUCCGGCUUCAACAUCGUGCGCAUUCCCGUCGGUUACUGGAGCUACGUGGAACCCUGGGGCCCUUACAUCGCCGGUGCCGCUCCCUACCUCGACGCCGCAAUCGACUGGGCGCGCCAAACCGGUCUCAAGAUCAUCAUCGACCUCCACGGCGCACCCAAAUCCCAGAACGGCUUUGAUCACAGCGGCCACACAUCAUCUUGGCCAUCCUGGGGUGACGCCGAGAGUCUGAGCCAUACACACGCUGCACUCAGCGUGAUCUCACAAAAGUACGCCAAACCAGAGAUGCAAGACGUCGUUAUCGCCAUCCAAUUCCUCAACGAGCCUUUCCUACUAAAGCUCGAUCGCGAGAUGGUCAAACAGUUCUACAACGACGCGUAUUGGAGCCUACGAGAUAUCAGCGACACACCCGCCAUGAUGCAUGAUGGCUUUGAGAACCCGUCUUGGCUGAACGGUUUCCUGACUACCAAGGAUGGCGCUAGCAAUGUGAUUGUCGAUCACCAUGAGUACCAGAUUUUCGGAGAUGGUAUCAACGGCAUGUCCAUCGACCAACACAUCGCUCUUGCGUGCAACUCUGUCACCAACUACGACACCUCCGACAAAUGGACCAUCGUAGGCGAAUGGUCCGGCGCCUUCACAGACUGCGCCCCGCACCUCAACGGCUUCCACUUGGGCUCCCGCAUGGAAGGCAGUUUCCCCGGCUCCUACUACAUCGACACCUGCGCCGGCAAAUCCGGUCCUGUUUCCUUGUGGUCUCAGGAUUGGAAGAACAGCGUACGCCGCUACAUCGAAGUUCAACUCGAUGCGUAUGAAGCCAAGACCAAAGGAUGGAUCUUUUGGAACUUCAAGACUGAGGGCGGCGCGGGCGAGUGGGAUCUGUUUCAGUUGCUUGAUGGGGGUGUUUUUCCGCAGCCGUUGGAGAGUAGAUGGUUUGAGAGGGCUUGUACGAACUUUUAG
Messenger RNA from Alternaria conjuncta, 1272 nucleotides. RefSeq lists its product as uncharacterized. The transcript has 6 exons. The record is from RefSeq and is a predicted model, not a curated record. NCBI's taxonomy places the organism in Eukaryota, Fungi, Ascomycota, Dothideomycetes, Pleosporales, Pleosporaceae. The coding region runs from base 1 to 1272 and encodes 423 amino acids. Gene Ontology annotation, molecular function: glucan exo-1,3-beta-glucosidase activity. Gene Ontology annotation, biological process: glucan catabolic process. Gene Ontology annotation, cellular component: cell surface; extracellular region.